Salvelinus namaycush (lake trout) is the source of this 3270-nucleotide messenger RNA. Its product is annotated as BAH and coiled-coil domain-containing protein 1-like. The transcript has 7 exons. The annotation marks the transcript as partial. Lineage: Eukaryota; Metazoa; Chordata; Actinopteri; Salmoniformes; Salmonidae. Gene Ontology annotation, molecular function: chromatin binding. The record is from RefSeq and is a predicted model, not a curated record.
GCUAAGGGGCGUGCAGUGAGCCGGCUUCUGGAGAGCUUUGCGGCUGAUGAAGGAUUCCGAUUGGACGAGGAGAGCAGCUUCUCUGAGGGGGAGGAGGAAGACAUGGAGCAUACACCUCACACACACAGAGAACCAGCAGUGCUUAACUGUGUGCUGAGCAGGGAGAUGCUGGUGGAUGGUCUGAAGGUGUUGAUAUCUAAGGAGGAUGAGCUGCUGUAUGCUGCCCGACUACACACUCUGGACCUGCCUGACAUAUUCCGUGUAGUGAUCGAGGGGGAGAGAGGGAACAGGCCUAGAAUCUACUCUCUAGAACAGAUAUUACAAGAAGCGGUGUUGGACGUGUGGCCACAGACAGAGGCCAUCCUGACUGCUGGGACACGUGUGUGUGCCUACUGGAGCGAACGCUCCCGUUGUCUCUACCCUGGAAACGUCCACAGAGGGGUUCCGGGCGAGGAGGAGAAGGGCAGUGUGAUGGUGGAGUUUGAUGAUGGAGACAGAGGAAGGAUUUCCCUGCCCAACAUACGCCUGCUGCCCAAUGGGUACCAGAUACACUGUGCGGAGCCUUCUCCAGCCCUGCUCUCAACUGGACGUUGUGGUCGCAGAAGCUCCACCCAGGACAGUAGAGACAAGCCCACAGAGAGACCAAACAAUGAAGAGGCAGAAGGAAGGAGCCAGGAGAGGAGACCAGUUGGACGACCAAAGAAGGUCAAGCCAGAGGCCAAUAGUUCAGCCACGACAUCGUCAGAGAGAGUAACCGGGGGCAACACUUCCUCGAUAAGCUGGCCAGCGAAGAGACUUCCAGCGGACUUCUUCCUGUUUAACGGGACGUCCCGUAAAACCCACCGAGUGGGUCGCCAGCGAGACCUGGGGGUGUUCCACCGCCCAGCCACACACCCCCUCACCCCUCCCACACCCCUCAAGGGCAUCUUUAGUUCCCCCUUUGAGGUUGACUCUUUCAGUAGCAUCGCCAACAGUUACGCUGGAGCCUUCAGAAGCGGAACCCACCGGCCUGUUACCUCGGUAACGCCCCUGGUGCUAAGUGACUCUGUCGCCAUGACAACGGCACCCUCCAACAGGAAGUCGAGUGACAGGUACAGAAAACAGUUCCUGGUGAAGCUGGACCACGAGGGCGUGACCUCGCCCAAAACAAAGAAUGGGAAAGCUCUGCUGCGUUUGGGGGGCGGCAGGGGGCACAAGGGUCCAUCUGCAGGGGCGGAGGGGGCACCUCUCAGGUACAUCCACCCUGCCCUGGUGGUGAAGGAGGGGGCACCUCUCAGGUAUAUCCACCCUGCCCUGGUGGUGAAAGACAGAAAUAAAGGAGAAAGAAGAAGAGAGAGUGGAAUGUCCAAGUCUGAGCUGCUCCUGAAGGGGGCACCAGCCCUCAGAAAGGGGCUCCCCUCGUCUGGUUUAGCGGGUCUGGGGGGAGAGUUUGGUACUCUGGACUGCCCCAGUGACUGCCCUAGCUCUUACUCUGAGCUGGAUGAAGAUGAUGAUGAUGAUGAUGAUGGAGAUGAAGACGUAGCUCGGAGGAGAGCAGCAGCUGCGGGCGCAGGACGUUUCCUCUCACGUCUCUCUGUUUGCUCCUCGUCCUCUUCCUCUUCCUCCUCUUCUGGCUCCCUCUCUUCUUCCUCCCUCUGUUCUUCCGACUCCUCCUACUCCUCUGACGAAGAAGAAUCUUCAUCCCUCCUUCUCCGCCGAGCGCUGCUCCAGCAGCAGAAACACAAACACAAACAGAGCUUGACGUCUAACACCUUAACCCCUGACCCCACCACAAAGCCCAACCCAAGCCCCACCUCGGCAACACCACACUCCUACGUUGCAAAGGCAGCCAUGUCCGUCACCGGGGAGUCAAAGGUGAGAGGAAGUGAUAGAGGAGAGGACAGGAAGGAGUACACAUCAAAGGGGAGGACCAAUAGUAGCAGCAGCGCAUCCAAAAGCCAAACCAAGAGGAGAGGUGGACCUGCCUCCAACACACACACUCUGUCUCUCAACACACACACUCCGACCCCCAACACACACAACCCGGCCUGCCAGCCCAAACCUCCCAAGGACCACCCAGCAGAAAAGAGGCAGAGGAUGUUGUCACCGAUCCCCCAUCCUAAUAUGUCCGCCCUCCUGCCGGGUCGCCAGCUGUGGAAGUGGUCUGGAAAUCCCACACAGAGGCGUGGUCUGAAGGGUAAGGCCCGUAAGUUGUUCUACAAGGCGAUUGUGCGUGGUGGUGAGACGGUGCAUGUGGGGGACUGUGCUGUGUUCCUGUCCCCCGGUCGGCCCCAGCUGCCCUACGUGGGGCGGGUGGAGAGCCUCUGGGAGUCCUGGUCCUCCAGCAUGGUGGUCAGGGUCAAGUGGUUCUACCAUCCCGAGGAGACGAGCCUGGGGAAGAGGCACCAUGACGGAAAGCAUGCUUUGUACCAGUCGAGCCAUGAGGAUGAGAACGAUGUCCAGACCAUCUCCCACCGCUGCCAGGUGCUCAGUCGCACCGAUUACGAGCACCUGAUUUGCCGACGAAAGCCAGGGGGUGGGGCCCAGGAUCUGUUUUACCUGGCAGGGACCUACGAGCCAACCACAGGCCAGCUGGUUAGCGCCGAGGGCGUGGCCAUCGUCCCCUAGCAACAACUAUGGAGUGUAAACAAAACAAAGCCUUAAAGAUGGGAGCCUCAUCUCUCCUGGAUGAAUCCAGCUACUGGUGCUGGUGUCAGUGAAGCAUGGUUCUGUCCAAAUCUAGAAGAGUUUGGAAACGAGGACCUUCCUUGGUUCUACUUCCUGCUGGUUCUGGAUCUUGGUUCUGGGUCCUAACUGGGUGUGGACGAUCCCAAACGCAGAAGGGAUAACAGCACUUUGGACCGCAGCACUGAAGUCAUCUGAUCUAAUGUGAUCUGAAGAGGGACUACAGUACUCUACUGACCUUCUGAAACAGACAGACAGUGUCUUCGCUACGUCUUGUCUCCAAGAGUUGUUUUACUGUCUGUCAUAGAGUCAAAAACUGUCAUAGACUGACUCUCAGGGAGUUUGUCAGACUGUCAUAGACUGACUCUCAGGCAGUUUGUCAGACUGUCAUAGACUUACUCUCAGGCAGUUUGUCAGAGAGACUCCUGUGACUCUUACUAGGUUGUUGCUGUAAGUGAGAAUGUGAUGUGUUCACUUCUCAGUCUAGAGACCUGGUUAAAUAAGGGUUAUAUAGAAGACAUAAAAUUGAGACUGGGAAAGAAUGGGAAAGAAUGGGAAAGAAUGGGAAAGAAUGUGAGAGAAUGUGAGAGAAUGUGAGAGAAUGUG